Molecule: messenger RNA, 3002 nt
Organism: Misgurnus anguillicaudatus (oriental weatherfish)
Lineage: Eukaryota; Metazoa; Chordata; Actinopteri; Cypriniformes; Cobitidae
Source: RefSeq, a predicted model, not a curated record
AGCAUGAAGACAGUGAAACGGAAAUUGCGGCUGCAUUUCUGCUUCCUAAACACUCCAAGGACAGAAAAAGGUUACUUGAGAAGCUUCGAAACAGAGGCAACUAUGAACAUAAUCAAGAGGUUAUGGCGAAUAAGAGUGGACCACUGAAGGUUAGAAGACGACCAGUAAGAUCCGAGAUCGAAUUGAGUACCAAAACAUAUGUGCACUGCAUAUACUGUAAAGGCCUGUUUGUUCGCAAGGAGUUGUGGCGCCAUACACGGAGAUGUCCUUCAAAGAUUUGUUCCGAAUCUGAAGCAACUGGUAAGGCCAAAGUUCUAGUUUUGGCUGAUAUUGCAGAGUCAACAUUCUCUCAAGCAAUCUCUCCUGAAGUGUGGAAAAUCUUGGGAAAUAUGAAGAAUGAUGACAUUUCAUCUGUUGUUCGAAAUGAUUUUCUCAUACUGCAGUUGAGUCAGAGUCUUUACAACAAACACGGAAGUGAUCCAACAAAAUUUGAAUACAUCAGACAGAAGGUACGGGAAGUGGGCAGACUCUUGCUAAGCAUGAAAAAAAAAUUCGCCAUACUUAGCUUUGAAGAUGCUUUGAAGCCAAACAAUUUUUACAAAGUCAUUGAGGCCGUGAAAGAUGUUGCUGGUUAUGAAGAAAAGAGCCACUCAUAUAAGACACCAAGUCUUGCACUAAAGUUAGGACAUUCACUUAACAAAAUUGCUGACAUCAUUCUCUGCAGGGCCAUCGCAGGAGAGGAUGAUGCUCUGACGAAAGCAGCAGAGCGAUUCAAAAGACUCUGCUCAAGUGAAUGGGCAGAACAUGUCUCCCAUGCUGCUCUUGCUACUUUAAGCAAAUCAAAGUUCAACAAACCAUCUACCAUACCAUUCACACAUGAUGUGCAGCUUCUCCACCAGUGCCUAGAGAAGAAAUCAGCUGAUGCUUUUGAAAACCUGAAAAACCACGAGUCUUCACAGGCAUACGCAGAACUCGCCAAAGUGACACUGGCACAAGUAAUCAUCUUUAACCGACGUCGUGCAGGAGAAGUUUCAAAAAUGACACUUGAGUGUUUUAUGAAAAGAGACCAAACUGAGCUCCAUGAGGACAUAGCUCUUGGUCUGUCUCCGUUUGAGCAAAAAAUGUCCAAGCAUUUCAGCAGAGUAGAAAUAAUGGGCAAAAAAGGGAGAAAAGUUGCUGUUCUGCUAAGCCCUGAUCUUGUUGGAGCAAUACAACUUCUUGUGGACAAGAGACAUUCAUGUGAAGUAGAUGGGGACAACCCCUUUCUAUUUGCAAGACCAAAGUGUUCAGCCACUAGUUUCUUCAGGGGACAAGACUGCAUCAGGCUUUUUGCAAAUCAGUGUGGUGCCCAGAACCCUGAAUAUCUCAGAUCUACACAACUCCGUAAGCAGGUUGCAACAAUGUCCCAGAUUCUUAAUCUUAAGGAUAAUGAGCUGGAUCAGCUUGCCAACUUUUUGGGCCAUGACAUUCGGGUCCAUAGAGACUAUUAUCGGUUGCCAGAUGCAACUAUAGAAAUUGCAAAAAUCUCAAAGCUGCUUCUGGCAAUGGAGAAAGGAACCCUUGCAAGUUUCCAAGGAAAGUCUCUUAGUGAAAUUGAGAUUGAAGAUGAAAUUGAUCCUGAAUUAGACGACGAAGAAGAAAGUGAUGAAGACGGCGAAGAAUCGGAUUCUCUCCAUGGAGUAAAUGGAAACAAAAAGAGGGUGGACCAUGUAAAGUCGACCCAGGAUGAGGAGACUGAAAGUUCCAACGGAAAACGAAAAAUGCCCCCAAAUGAGCCUGUCAGCUCCACAGGAAAACGAAAAAUGCCCCCAAAUGACCCUGUCAGCUCCACAGAGGCCAAAUCAAGGAGAAUCGUUAAAAGGCCAUGGACUGCCAAUGAAGUGAAUGCCGUUAUGAAACAUUUUAAAGUCCAUAUUUCAAAGGGACAUCUCGCAACAAAGGCAGAGUGUGAGCAGUGCAAGGCUGCAGAGGACCCUGUGCUAGCAGAAAGAACUGUACAAAACAUCAGGGAUUUCGUGAGGAACCGAGGUUUGAUGUUGUUAAAAAAAAAUAGUUCUUAGACAGAUUAUGGUCACCUUCUUUUAAGGUUUGUGGCUUUUGUUACUGUAAGUUUACAAGUUAAAUGACUGGCUAACUAUUGUUCUCUUGUUAAAACUUUAAAAUCUCUCAUUUCCAUAGUUAAACCCAGAUCGUUCUUACAAUACUAGGUCGUCAUUUACAUACACACACCUAACUAACACCCGAUUGAGAAGACGAUUUGGGUUUAGCUAGAUAUCAUUCACAUACACGCACCUCGGAAACACUUAAUUCCUGUCCAUGUUAACCAAAAUUGUCCUCAUAAUCAGAUAUUACUUAGGUGUGUGUGUAUGUACGUGAUUGAUGUCCAGUUAAACCCAAAUUGUCCUCACAAUUAAGUGUUACUAAGGUGUGUGUGUGUGUGUAUGUGAUUGUCCAUGUAAACCCGAAUUGUCCUCACAAUUAAGUGUUAUUGAGUUGUGUGUGUGUAUGUGAAUGAUGUCCAGGUAAACCCGAAUUGUCCUCACAAUUAAGUGUUACUGAGUUGUGUGUGUGUAUGUGAAUGAUGUCCAGGUAAACUCAAAUUGUCCUCACAAUUAAGUGUUACUAAGGUGUGUUUGUGUGUGUGUGUAUGUGAAUGAUGUCCAGUUAAACCCAAAUUGUCCUCACAAUUAAGUGUUACUAAGGUGUGUGUAUGUGAUUGUCCAUGUAAACCCGAAUUGUCCUCACAAUUAAGUGUUAAUGAGUGUUGUGUGUGUGUAUGUGAUUGAUGUCCAGGUAAACCCAAAUUGUCCUCACAAUUAAGUGUUACUGAGGUGUGUGUUUGUGUAUGUGAUUCAUGUCCAGGUAAAUCCAAAUUGUCCUCACAACUCAGUAACACUUAAUUGUGUGUUUGUGUAUGUAAAUGAUGUCCCAUUGACCCCAGAUUUAUUCCCAUGAAGGGUUAGUUAGGUGUGAGAGUACAACACUAUUUUCUUGAAAUACCA